AUGUCUGUAGUGCGAAGUGAAUUACCGAUUCCUUUACCUAUGAAUGUGAAGGGAGACCUCAAAGGGAACUGGAAAUUCUUUAAAUCACAAUGGAUGAAUUAUGAAAUAGCCACAGGCCUGGACAAGAAACAUGAUGCAAUCAGGAUAGCAACAUUAUUAACGGUCAUUGGCAAAGAUUGUUAUCAUAUUUAUGAGAACUUAAACCUCACGGAAGAAGAGAGACAGGAUAUAGCAGCAGUUAUAGAAGCACUUCAAAAACACUUUACACCAAAGACAAAUGUUAUCUAUGAAAGAUAUAUCUUCAAUACAAGUGAUCAACUGCCUAAUGAAACACUAAAUGACUAUAUCUGCAGGCUGAGAGAACUCGCGAAGUCGUGCGAAUUUCGAAACAUGACUGAUGAUAUGAUACGUGAUCGUCUAGUGUUAGGGACCAAAGACACAGCAUCAAGAGGCAGAAUGUUAAGAGAAGCCGACUUAACACUGGACAAAGCUAUAACAAUGUGUUUGACAAGCGAAAGAACUUCAUCACAGCUGCAGAAGUUAGAACACAACACCAGUCAUACAGCCAAUUCAGAACAAGCAGAAGUGAAAUACGUCAGUUCAAAAGGAGACAAAGCCUAUAAACCCAGAGGAAAACAUCCAUUCAAAGGUCAAGGGAAGAAACAGCAGAAGACUGUACAGCCAAAGAACAGUGCAAUGGUUAUUAAGUGCAAGUACUGUGGAGGCACACAUCCACGAGACAGAGACAAAUGCCCAGCUUUCGGACAUACAUGCUGGAAAUGUAAGAAGAAGAAUCACUUUCCAAAAGUUUGUAAACAGACUACUGUGAACAGUAUCCAAGAUGAAGACACAAGUGACUCAGACUCUGAUUCUCUAUAUGCUGUGAAUUCUUCGUCUGGAAAACAGUGGUUCGUAAAAAUCCACAUGAGUGCUAGUGGAAACAGUUCUAAUGUUACCUGUCAAUUGGAUAGUGGGUCUACCUGCAACGUAAUAAACUUUAGGCAGUACGCUCAAAUCAUGCAAACAGGCGACCCCCCACUGAAACCUACCGAGAAGACACUAAAGCUCUACGGAGGGAAAUCGAAACUCAUUCCACUUGGCAUUGCAACCUUGAAAUGCCGGGUGAUCCAGUCUGGAAAAACAGAAAAUCUUGACUUUUAUGUAGUCGAGAUGGACCAGACACCUAUCCUCUCAGCAGAAGCUUGUGAAAAACUUGGAUUACUGACUGUCAAUGUAGUUCACAAGCUGACAGCUACGUCAUCACAAUUUAAGCCAAUGUCCAAGGAACAAAUCCUUGAUGAGUUCAAGGAUGUAUUUGAAGGACUUGGUGAGUUUGAAGGCGAGUACCACAUUGAACUUGACCCAACAGUGAAGCCAGUACAGAGACAGCCAAGAAGGGUACCACAAGCUCUUAAGGGAGAAAUUAAGGCAAAAAUUGAAUCUCUAGUCAAAAGAGGUGUUCUCAAGAAAGUGUCAUCACCCACAGAUUGGAUUAGUAACAUGGUUGCUGUCAAAAAGCCUGGUAAACUGAGACUGUGCAUCGACCCCAAAGACUUAAACUCUGCUAUUAAAAGACCACAUUACCAAAUGCCAACUGUAGAUGAUAUUCUACCUAAGAUAUCAAAGGCCAAAGUGUUCACUGUGAUGGAUGCAAAAGAAGGUUUCUGGCACGUGAAGCUGGACAAGGAAUCCAGUCUACUCACCACAUUCUGGACUCCAUUUGGAAGAUACCGCUGGACACGUUUACCAUUUGGACUCUCAUCAGCACCAGAGGAGUUCCAACGAAAGCAGCAUGAAGUAUUAGAGGGCCUUCAACAUACAGAGGUCAUUAUGGAUGAUAUCUUGGUCUAUGGAUCUGGUGAGACUAUGGAAGAUGCAAUUAGGGAUCAUGAUUUUCACCUACAAGCGCUUCUUCAAAGAGCACGUGAAGUAGGUCUGAAACUCAACAAGGAGAAGUUAAAGCUGCGACUCACUUCUGUCAAGUAUAUGGGUCAGAUACUUACCUCUGAAGGAAUGUGCCCUGAUCCAGAUAAGGUGAAAGCUGUUGUCGAGAUGCCACGACCCAAGAAUGUUAAAGAUGUUCAGAGACUUAUUGGACUUGUGACUUACCUAUCCAAAUACUUACCACACUUAUCUGAAACUUGUGAACCUCUACGCAGACUUACCGUUAAAGAUACCUUAUGGCACUGGGAGUCACAACAAGAAAAUGCAUUUAAAGCAAUAAAGCAACUAGUCAGCACUGAACCAGUGUUAAAGUACUAUGACGUGAAUGAGGAAGUGACUAUUCAAUGUGAUGCAUCUGAAGUUGGUUUAGGUGCAACUCUAAUGCAGCAAGGGCAACCAGUUGCGUAUGCGUCCAAAGCGUUAUCUCAGACAGAACAACGCUAUGCCCAAAUUGAGAAAGAAUGUUUGGCAAUAGUGUUUGCAUGUGAGCAUUUCGAUCAGUACAUCUAUGGCAGAGACCUUGUGACAGUCCAGUCUGAUCACAAGCCCUUGGAGACAAUUUUCAAGAAAUCCUUAUUAGCAGCUCCAAAACGUCUUCAAAGGAUGCUACUUCGUCUCCAGAAGUACAAUCUACGAGUAACAUACACCAAGGGAAGCGAACUUUACAUAGCAGACACUCUGUCAAGAGCCUUUGUGACGGAUACCGAAUACAUUUUCAACGCAUUUUCGCAAGAAAUCUCACAGAUUAAUCAAAGUGAAUGGAUUCCAAAGAUCAGCCAUUCAAGAUUUCAGCAGAUCAGAGAGAUGACUAACAGUGAUCCAGUACUACAAACACUCAAGACUGUCAUACUUACCGGCUGGAAUGACCGUCAAGAAGAUGUCCCAGUAGCAGUCAGAGACUAUUGGAACAUACGUGACGAGUUAACGGCUCAGGAUGGAUUGAUCUAUAAGAGCAACAGAGUCGUGAUACCAAAAGUUCUUCGCCCUGAGAUGCUCAGUAGAAUUCAUUCAAGUCACCUUGGAACUGAAUCAUGUUUAAGGAAGGCAAGAGAUGCAGUUUUUUGGCCUAAUAUGUCAGCUGAACUACGCGACUUCAUAUCAAAGUGCAGCACUUGCAACAAAAUGCAGGACAAACAAUCAAAGCAGCCUCUUAUCACACAUGAUGUACCAAAAAUACCAUGGACAAAGUUAGGAGUUGAUAUCUUCACUUACCAAAACCAAGACUAUCUAGUUACUGUGGACUAUUUUAGUGAUUUCUUUGAGCUAGAUAUCCUAACAGACACAUCAGCAAUGACCGUAAUAGAUUGUCUCAAGCAACAGUUUGCUCGCCAUGGGAUUCCGGAUACCGUUAUUUCUGAUAAUGGACCUCAGUUUAAAUCUGCAGACUUUCACACCUUUGCUUGUGAUUGGGAAUUUGAACAUUCUACUUCAUCACCAUAUCACAGCCAAUCUAAUGGUAAGGCAGAAUCAGCUGUGAAAAUUGCAAAGAAAUUAGUGAAGAAGUGUAUUUCUAGCAAGACUGAUAUCUGGAAAGCAAUUCUAGAUUGGCGAAACACUCCUACAAAGGAUAUGAAUUGUAGUCCCGCCCAAAGACUGAUGUCUAGGAGGACAAGACAUUCCUUACCAACAGCCGCUGCUCUUCUUGAACCAACUAUCAGCACAAAUACCCAUGAAAAGAUCAUGCGUAAGAGACAACUUUCAAAACAGCAGUAUGACAAACAUACUAAGGACCUUCCAGAACUACAGAUUGGACAAAACGUUCGAAUGAAGAAACACCCGAAUGAUAAAUACUGGCAGUUUGGAACAUGUACCCAGUCUCUCGGGAACAGGUCAUACCUCAUCGACUUAGAUGGAAAGUCAUACCGCAGAAACAGAAGAGAGAUGCGCCCAACCAAGGAGGCUCAUGAUGCAGAAAGAACAGAUCCUUUACCCUACAAGCCGGAGGAUGAUCCACUCAUGAUUACAAAUGAACGUCCCCAGUACGAGAGUGUGAAGCAGCCUAUUGCUCCAGAACCACAAACCGCAUUUGGAUCUUCAAGAGAGACUAUCACAUCUCCCGCAAGUGACAAUAAUUGUGCAGUGAAUGCUUCAACUAAAUUGCGUGGCAGCUCAAGAAUUGCCAGAUUACCAUCAAAGUUCAAGGACUUCAUUAUGAAUUAA
Magallana angulata is the source of this 4104-nucleotide messenger RNA. RefSeq lists its product as uncharacterized. The transcript has a single exon. The record is from RefSeq and is a predicted model, not a curated record. Gene Ontology annotation, biological process: DNA integration. NCBI's taxonomy places the organism in Eukaryota, Metazoa, Mollusca, Bivalvia, Ostreida, Ostreidae. Bases 1 to 4104 code for a protein of 1367 amino acids. Gene Ontology annotation, molecular function: nucleic acid binding.